AUCUGCUGCGCUACUUCUACUACUACUACAACUUCUCCUUAGCGUUUCUCCUCCUCCCAACUUCCCUAUUGGAAUUCCAGAUCCUGGCCGGGCUCAUAAAGGUGUUCAACGGCUUCUCCACCAACAGCAGCAGCCCCUCCUACUGGGGCCUCGAGGGCGGCGUGACCAAUGCCACGUGGAUCGCCUUCAGCGAGCAGUGGAUCCAACGCGUGCAGCCGUGGUCCAUUGCCGCAUGGACGGUCAUCAUCAGGCACGACGAACGCCCUUUCUUGGAGAGAAUGCUCAACUGCACCGUGAAGACACCGCUGGGAGCAGUGGCCCCUGCUGCUGCCCGCUACCUCGUCUCUGUGUUUCGCUAUCCCGCGCCCUACGCCUUCCCGCCCUGCACUGACUUCUUCCGCGAACCCACAGCCGACCAGUUCCUGCUGUCGGGCCAGCGCUUUGCCCUGCCGCCUCUAGUUUUCCCCAACACACACUCCGGGUUUGCGUACGCCAUCCCCAUGUUUCGCUCGCCGUUUCCCCGGCAGCCGUCGCUAGAGCAAGCCGUGGCAAGCAACGCUGGGGCCAUAGUGGCGGCGAUCGACACGGAGACACUCAUCUCCCACGCACUCAAGGACGUGCUCAACCAAGCAACCAGCGAGUACUCAUUCAGUCUCUACGACAUGACCGAGCCCGACGCCCCUGUGCUCAUAUUCGGCACCAACGCCAGCAAGCGGGGCGAGGGCAGUCUCAGCGGCCCCGUCACAUGGCUGCACUCCACGUCCAUAGCGCCAGGCCACAAGGACGUGAAACCAUUCCCACAGCCCUUUUGCCAGAGGACCAUUGAAGCUCACUGCAGAUUCCUUGACAGCGGCAGUCAGUGGAAGCUGCUGUGGGCGCCGGUGCUGGUAGCGCUGCUGGUGCUGGUGGUGGCGGUGCUGCUCACGCUGAUCAUCUUCCUGCUAGCGCGCAAGCGGUCUGAGACUCUGACGGCUGUGAGGCAGGUGGAGCGGUGCACUGCGGUGCUGGAGAAGUCUGACCGCUCCAAGAGCAACACCGUGGCCAGCCUCGCGCACGAGCUGCGCACGCCCAUCGUGGGCAUGCAAGGCAUGAUGGAUGCGCUGCUGGAGAGCGCACUGGGGCCGCCGCAGGACCGAGAUUUGGCAACAGCGAAGGAGUGUGCGGCGGCCAUCGUGGCGCAGCUCAACUCCGUGCUCGACCUCGCCAAGCUGCAGGCCGGCCGCUUGUCGCUGGAGACACUGCCACUCUCCGUUCGCCACUGCGUCGACAUGGUCGCGCGCGACCUGCUGCCAAAGGCCUCCAAGAGGGGCAUCCAAUUGCUGUGCCAUGUGGACUGCAGUGUGCCCGAGGUGCUGCUGGGCGAUCCUCUCAGACUCGCUCAAGUCGUGAGGGAGCUCAUCAGCCAUGGCAUCCGCACCACUGUCUCAGGACACGUGGCCUUCAGAGUGUGGUGCGUCCCCAUGGCCCCGAAGCAGCCCUGCCGCUGGGCCAGGUUACCAUCGUGGUUACAUGAGGCGUACUGCCACUGCAGCGGUAGCAGCAGCGACAGCAAUAGCAGUUUUGGCGACCAUAGGAGGCAGCUCUUUGCUCGUCUUUCCCUCCCCGAGUUGUGUUCCCCAUCGUCUCAUUCUUCACUCCUCUCCUCCCACACGCUCGAAGCACAGCUGGGAGGGCCAGGGCCAGGGCCAGGGCCAGUGGACGCAGCAAGCUAUUCCGUUCUGACUGAAGCAGUAUCCGAUGAAAGAGCCGAGGGCAGGGCAGGAAGGGUAGACUUAGAUAGGUGCAGGAGUGGAGCCAGGGGAAGGGGUGUCGGCAGUGACCGGCAAGGUGAGUCAGCAGCCGCAGUGCUGCAUGAGCUGGAUGAGUGCUUGAGUCGGUUCAGUGAUGCCGCCGUGAUGCGCACUCCUGUGGACACAUGUGCUGAUGAUGUGCUGGUAGAUAGGAUAGAGAGGGACGACGAGUCGACCGCCUGGCGUCGCCUUGGCUGGCUGCUUCGCACGCUGAAGGAACUCUGGCAAAGAACGACUGGCACAGGUGCUCACUCUGCUCCCACUGCAUUUGGAGGGUGUGGUGGCGCUGGCAGUGGUGGUGGUGCAGGCUUGGCUCAUGCCACAGUGAGCGUUGAGGGGUGUCAAGGAGACGGAGGGCCGGGUGGAGCAUUGAGGGGUGGGAUGGAAGAGAUGGCUGGGAUAGGGAUUGAAGGGGGAUGUAACGAGAUGGAGGAAUGGGAGAGGUAUAGGGAAGUGGAAGGGGGAGGAGGAGAGGAAGGGGGAGUGCUGGUGGUGAUGGUGUGUGAGGACACGGGGUGUGGCAUUCCACAGGAGGAGCUGCAGUGGGUGCUGGAUCCGGAAGGGCAGGCAGCAGCGCAGGGCAAGGCAGGCGUGCUGCUGCACACAGAGGGCUCUCAACACGGCGCGCACACGCAGCAGCAACAGAAGCAACAUCAGCAACAACAGCAACUACAGCAGCAGCAACAGCAGCCGAUGUCACUGCCUGCACUAUGCUCCCCUGCGUCUCCCCGCCAUUGCCCCUCCAACUGCUGGCCUGACACCGAUGCACCUACCUCCCUCCCCUCCUCUGCGCCUGCCUGGGAGCCCUACCCAGUCCGCUUCCUGCUCUCCACAGGCCUGGUGAAGCUAAUGAGGGGGGCCAUGGGAAUAGCAACGGAGCACAACGUGGGCACCUCCAUCCUCGUCGCCCUUCCCAUGGCCGCCUGCCACCUGUCCGGCACAGACGCUGUUGCUGCAGGUGGCAGCAGGACCAGUGGUGGUAGUGGUGGUGUGGCGGCGAGUGGGGGUGCGAGUGUGGAGGUGCAGGAGUGGGUGCUUCACCGCAAGGCGAUCUGGUCCCUGGUGAAGGGCAAGAGAGCGCUGUUACUGGAUGCCAUGGCGCUGAGAGCACAGGCUGUGAGUGGGUGCCUGCGCUAUCUGGGCUUGGAGGUGUCAGUGGCUCGCACGCAAUCACAAGCCAUGCAGCUCAUGCAGAUGCAAGAAAGCACCUCUGACAGAGGACGGUGGGACGUGGUGCUGGUGGACCUGGAUGCCUUUGGCCCGCGCACCGGACUUGCGCUGGGCUCUCAGCUCGCGCACCAGGCUGCUGCUGCUGUUGCCAGCUCCCAGGGGCAGGGGAGUGGGGGCAUGGAGCGGCGGGAAGCAGGGCGAGCAGUGGUGGUGCUGACAGGCGCCAAGGCUGGCGGCAUGGAUGGAGAGCAGAUGCACAGGAUGGGCUUUAAGGCCAUGUUGCCGCACCCUUGGCUUGUCACACACACCGCACACUGCCUGCAGCAGCUCUUCACUGCUUCACCAUCGUCCCCUGCUCCAGCCUCUCUCACUCUCACUCCCACCGGAGCCACCUCCGGCACGCCUUUCUCAGCCACGCCGUUCACCGUCACAACUUUCUCCUGCACCAUGCAAGAACCACCUGCCUGCCCACGUGGCAGCGAUCCAACCCCAUCUCCCUCCCUUGCACCUGCUGCACCUGCCACAGCGACCUCCAUCAUUCCUCCCUGCAACCCGACCUCCAGCACCAUUUCUGCAUCCUCCUCCUCCUCCUCCUCCUCCUCCUCCUCCUCCUCCUCCUCCUCCUCCUCCUCCUCCUCCUCCUCCUCCUCCUCCUCCUCCUCCUCCUCCUCCUCCUCCUCCUCAGCAAACUCCUUAGCCUCUGCCUCUCUGCCUGCACCCGGCACCACUGCCCAUGCGCGGUCCUCCUCCCUGCCUCUGUCAGCGCUGUCUGUGUCGCCGUGUGCAGCGUUGCCGGGGUCCCUGGAGGCGGCGGUGGCGGCGCUGCGGGGGGUGGUGGGGCAGCAGGCGGUGCUGGUGGUGGACGACAACGUGGUGAACCGCAUGGUGGCCAAGAGAACGCUGCUGGGGCUGGGGGCGCGUGUGCUCAUGGCGGACAGCGGCGCGCACGCGCUGGAUGCGCUGCGCCCGCAGAUAGCCGCCGCCAGGCGGAAGGGGCAGGGGGAGGGGGAGGGGGAUGGGCGCCUGCAGCAGCAGCAGCACGUGGACGAGCAGCAAGAGCCAGUGCGUGCCGUGUCGCUCGUGCUGCUGGACCUUCAAAUGCCAGAUAUGGACGGGUACGAGACGGCGCGGCGUAUCCGAGCCAUGGAAGCGGAAUGCAGCGCUUGGAGGGCUCGGGCCAGCCCCACACUUGAACCUGUGCAGCCACAUUCCCACACUGCAAAUGCUCCACACAAAGCCUCCCAGCCUGCUGAGCGCAUGCAACUGCAAGUAUCAGUCAGCUCGCCAUCUCCCCGGGAAGAAACUGUUGGUUCUGGGAGCCCUGCGAGUGCACGUGCGGGUGGCAGCAGCAGGUGGUUGCGGCGCUGCUGUGUGCUGGCUCUCACAGCAGAUGUGGAUGGCAAUGUGCGGCGGGCGUGUGCUCAGGCCGGCAUGGAUGGGGUCCUCGCCAAACCUAUCAUGCCGGGGGACCUUUUGACUGCUCUGAAGAAAGCACGCUACCACGGUGCAUAGUUGUGGAUUUUGGGGGUGAUUUUGACCUCCAUCCUAUCACAGAUUAAUUGUUUGUGUAGAUAACAUUUACUAAAUUUCAUUUGUUCGUUCUUCGAGGAUAUGUUUCAAUCACCCUGUGUCAAGUGAUAUUGCUU
Molecule: messenger RNA, 4606 nt
Organism: Closterium sp. NIES-67
Lineage: Eukaryota; Viridiplantae; Streptophyta; Zygnematophyceae; Desmidiales; Closteriaceae
Source: the annotation of a GenBank genome assembly